AGUAGUGUAACUGUAGUUAUUAGCCGUAGUAGUCAGUGCUACGGGAGGUGUGAAGCAGUGCGUGCGCGAAUAAUGCGUUCCGUGAUAUCUCUGUGUGUCUUGUGUGUGUAUUAUGCAGUCGGCGAGGAAGUAUAUACAGUAGCAGUACUGGGUCCUAACUCAGAAAUCUACGAGUAUGGAGAGAUUAGUAGAACAGCCAAGAACGCGGGUGCCGAUAUAUUGGUGAUACCGACACAGCAUACAGAGCCAGAAAGACGGACUAAUAGCUAUGAUAAAACUCUAAAGGCAUUGUCUACUGCUGCAAAAGAGGAAAGAAUCUAUAUCGUUGCAAACCUGUACAACAGUAUAACUUGUCAGAACAGACGAGAACUCUCGAGACACAAUGUGGUGUUUAAUAGAAACGGAGCCAUUGUUACAAUUUCCAAAAAGUCAACUCAUAACUGCAACGACACACAAGCGAAUAUGGUUUCUUUUGCAACUGAUUUUGGUGUCAAAUUCGGAGUUAUGGCGGAAGAAGACAUGGUUCUUCAUGAUGUCAGAGGUUCAGAUAUCAGAAACUACGUAGUUCUCGGACCUUGGUCGGCAACUACGCUGUUCUUAUCAGGUGAACACUUUACGCCAGUAUGGGCAUUUGCAACAAAAUCAAAUGUUAUAUCUCAAUACGGUGUUUAUGGCAGCAGUUCUAUAACGAGAUCUGGCAACAUUGCUAUAGCUGUACUUAACAAGAAUGGAAAUGAUGAUGAUCACAUCACAACCAAUCCUGUGGCUCUCUCGUCACUCCCAGGUGAAGACCUAAGUAACUACGUCAUCAAGCCACUCGACCUGGUCCGAGGCUCUGAAGGUUAUCAGGAGUCAGUGUGCCAUGAAAGCUUCUGCUGCGGCUUUGAUGUUAAGACUACUGUUAACGGUAACAUCAACAAGGCACUCUCAUUCGGUCUCACUGCAUAUGAUGGUCUACUAGACGUAGAGGGACACAGGGUCGGUACACAAACAUGUGCAGUCAUCGCUUGCGUGGGAUUGUACAAACGAUCUUGUUUAAUACAGGCCGGCAACACUUCUGUAAUCUUUGACAAGUUAACAAUAUCUGCCAACUUUAGCGUCAACACGGAACACUAUCCAAGUAUUCUCACUAGUACAGAAUCUACAAAACACAUUUUGUUCCAAAAAAACUUUGGGAAUAAUAUUGAUGUUAAAACCAUGAUUCAUAAUGCCGAUAAUUUAUUAAGAAUUGGAAUUUUUGGGCGAGAUUAUCGCAAAGAUUUCAUUGAACUACAAAAUAUCGACACAGAGUACAUAUCCAAUGAAAAUGUUGAAGAAUUUUUCGAUUAUCUAUGGAUUCGAUUGAGAGUGUUAAUUUUUGUUGUGUCUAUUUAUAUUUUAGAAAUGAUGUAAGCUAUUUAUCCAAUCGCGGUGUUAUUUAUAGUCAAAAUAAUAAUGUUCGAAAAUUAUAGUCAUAACGUUACCAAUGCCUGUCCGAGCUAGCUGUUGUAUGUUAGAUAUUGUUAAACUAUUUUGUCUAAGAAAUAUUUAUUACCUAAUCUACGGUCGUAUACCCACAAACCAGAACUAUAUAUUCAAGUUGCAAUCUUAAUACAAGGCACAAAAUAUGCCGUCUUCCUGAACGUCAUUGCACCUACUGUCAGCACGCUAAUGUGAUUCCAAUCCUUUGAAGCCUUUUUGUAUCAUCCAGGUGUAGUAGUAAUAUUUACACGUAUAUAAGAUAUGGAUACUAAGUUAACUUUCAUGAAAAAUUGAGGAUUAUGAAAAUGCUGGUAUACUUAACGCUUAAAAAGAUGAAUUAUCGAAACGAAAUAAAUAAUUAUUUUAAUAAAUGUAUGUGGGUCGUAUUAAAAUAAUAAAAACUAUAUCGUACGCCAAAAGUUAUACACGGUGAAUGCAAUUAGUUGUUGUUUCAAAUUUCAAUGGGGGCGCUGCAUCCGACGACUUUUGACGUGAACUUGGCGUCGCUUGUCGCUAAUCCCUAGAGUAAAUAAUAUGACCCUUGCUAUAGGCGCAACGCGCAACGCGCGGUGUGCCACUAAUACCAUUUUAGCAAUAAUGUUAUCUUUAUCAAACCUUCUCAAAAUUUAACUUAAUGUCUUCUCAGAAUACAAUAGAAGCUACAGUUUAAUUAUAUUAUCUUUAAAUUUAUCUAUAUAGUUCUUAUUAAUUUUAAUAAAUCAUUAGUUUAUAUUUUGGUCGCACACAAAUUUAUUAUUAUAGGAUGUAGGUACCUGUAGCGCAGUUAAGUAGAUAUUUCAAAACUAUUUAAAAUGUUAAUGUUAAAUGAUAUUUAUUAUACGUAUGCUAAAUAAGACUGAAAUUUUAUAUUUUUGUAUAAUACAUGUACUGAUCAGUAAUUAUCUAAAUAAUGUAAAUAUUUAUGUGUAACUUAAAUAGAAGUAAUUAAGUGUUAAAUAUUUUACUUAAUCUUUCCUCUCCUUAAUUAUUGUAGGUCUAAAUGAAUUUCAAAAAUCGUAUAGUUUCACCUCAAUACUGCCCUGUAUAAAAAUAUAUGUUAGGACUCGGGCGUUAUACAAUUUCGCAAUA
This is a messenger RNA of Leptidea sinapis, 2550 nucleotides long. RefSeq names its product vanin-like protein 1. The record is from RefSeq and is a predicted model, not a curated record. The transcript is spliced from 9 exons. Bases 73 to 1392 code for a protein of 439 amino acids. Lineage: Eukaryota; Metazoa; Arthropoda; Insecta; Lepidoptera; Pieridae.